AUGGCACAGAAAGCAGCGAAGACGCAGGCAACGCGCAAUAGCGCCACCUUGAACCGUACUCAUCUGAUCUCAUUAGGCGUAUACAUCUUCUUCCUGCUCGUUCGCACAUCUUUAUUCAAGCGGAAAUUGUUACCUUUCAUUGUCAUCACUCUACCUGCGAUGGGCAUCGAAAUCUGGUUCGAACGGAUUGGCCGCCCUAGCUACACCGAAGGAUCCAGCGGCAAAGAACUCCGCAAAGCUGGCGAAGACCUAGAGGCCAAAGGCUUAACCGAGUGGAUGUGGGACAUCAUCUACUGGACAUGGGGCUGCACAGUCUUCGCCACGCUGCUGGGCGACUGGGCUUGGUGGUUCUACCUUGUCGUGCCUGCGUACGCGGUGUAUCUGGCCUUCACCACUUACUCAGGUAUGCGAGAAGGGUUCAGCGGGCUCAAUGCCGGUGCUGGUGGGCAGGGUACUUCGACUGCGACACCGUCGCAGAGCAAGCGGCAAGCGAAGAUCGAGAAGAGAGGUGGACAGCGGGUCCAGUACCGCUAA
Molecule: messenger RNA, 534 nt
Organism: Baudoinia panamericana UAMH 10762
Lineage: Eukaryota; Fungi; Ascomycota; Dothideomycetes; Mycosphaerellales; Teratosphaeriaceae
Exons: 2
Coding region: 1-534 (177 amino acids)
Biological process (GO): vacuolar protein processing
Cellular component (GO): intracellular membrane-bounded organelle
Source: RefSeq, a predicted model, not a curated record